Molecule: messenger RNA, 1724 nt
Organism: Rhipicephalus microplus (southern cattle tick)
Lineage: Eukaryota; Metazoa; Arthropoda; Arachnida; Ixodida; Ixodidae
Biological process (GO): proteolysis
Molecular function (GO): serine-type endopeptidase activity
Source: RefSeq, a predicted model, not a curated record
CGUCGCAUCACCUGCAGAAGCGUGCGGAGUGUGAGCGAUACCUCGUGCAUCAUCGUGGCCGCUCGUGUGCAUUGCUCUUUUCCCCGCGCUCACCGACCCGGAGCCCUCCCUCCGCUCGUGCCGAGGAGAGGAGUCGGAGAAAAAAGAAGUGCGCCGAACCCGAGCAGCGCGCGGGUAAUUUUCGACAGGAAGGGAGAGGGAUCGACACACGAGAGGAGAGCGCUGGCCGCACCGGCGGCCGCUGUCCGGAGUCCCCACCGAAACGUCAGUCGCACAGAGGCAGUGGUCAGGCUCGGACCUGUGCACACCCCCGGGUCGUCGUGCCAGCGAGUGGGCCUCCGCAGCCUCCUCCGGACUCCGCCGUGACCACGAUGCGCGGAGGCGCCGGAGCAACCCUCCUCCUGGUGCUCGUCAUCGCCCAAGGAUCGCCCACCGAGCGAGGCCUAUAUCUGCCCAUCGUGUUUCCCGAGGAGAAGCCGCCGUGUCCUGCUGGUCUCGUGUGCCGGGACAUCACGCUAUGCUCGUCGGCCAUCAACCAGGUACGCAGUGGCGGCAGGCCCACUAUCUGCGGCUGGAAUCGACACGUGGCCAAGGUGUGCUGCCCGCAGGACUCCAGGGUCGGCACGGGCCGCCCUUAUACACCAGAGUUCAUCGCUUUCCGCAGGCCUUCGGAAUGUGGAAUUCUGGUCAUACCACAAAUCAACGCUUCUGCCACGACGAAGAUACCGAAAACGCCGACGCUGAAGACGUCCACCAGUAGGAGCAGUACAUCACGGUCUACAAGUUUGAGUUCGACGCGGUUUCCGUCGACUGUGAAGAAAAGCUACGUUUACUCGACGGCGACGUUUCACUCAAAGGCGAACGCGAAUGCGAGCCGGCAAGGAUCGGUGGCACCGCCUGUCCGCGGCCACACACACACCACGCUGCGGCCCAGCGCGAACUUCGGCUACAACGUCAACCAGCGGAGUACGUCCGCCUACCUGACCACAACGCCACCGUACUCAGGGCGGGCGUCGCCACCGCAGCGGCAUGUACCUGUGACUCCGCAGCGGCAGGACCCGGUGACGCCGCAGCAGAAGGUCCCUGUGACGCCACAGAGGCAAGUCCCUGUUACGCCGCAACGGCAGGUCCCUGCGUCAGCGGCGGCUGGUCCAGUGGUACCAGUGGUGCCGGCAGCGGCUGGGGUGGUUCCCGCUAUUCCAGCAGCAGCUGGGGUGGUUCCGUCUGUACCGGCAGUGCGGAACCCGGCGCCUGCACCACCGCCGGCACCGUCCCGAGGUGGUCACGUGCACUACAACGUCUACCAGAGCAACCACGUGGUGAGCAGUCACAACCAGUACGAGUACACAGAGUUCCGAGGUUCCUCCGGUGACCGGAACUACGUCUCCGACGGUGGUGGCAACCACCACCAGUACUGGGAGCCGCCACCGCAGAACCAGCAGGGCUACGCUAACGGCGGGGAACGCGCGCCCAAUGACUGGUAUAGCUACAAUACAUUUGCCAAGAGGCAGGCCCGCUCCAUCCGCGACUGGGGCAAAGGGUCGCGUGAGGACAAAUUCACCAACGAUGUUCCCCUCAAGAAGGACUUCUACAAGAAGGGCUUCUCCAAGAAGAGCUUCUUUAAGGUGGCCUUCUCUAAGGAAGAGAAGAAACGGCGCUACGACUGGGUGCCUAAGAAGAAGGCAAGAAAACGCUUACAUGACGCUUUGCGCGGGUGCUUUUGA